Acaulospora colombiana is the source of this 1611-nucleotide messenger RNA. The record is from the annotation of a GenBank genome assembly. NCBI's taxonomy places the organism in Eukaryota, Fungi, Glomeromycota, Glomeromycetes, Diversisporales, Acaulosporaceae.
AUGUCGGCCAAUGUUUCUCAACCAAAUUAUGCCUUUCCAUCGGCGGACAUUCCUGGAAUACCUUUGGAUAAUAGUAACAUUUCUUAUCCGAACCCGGAAUAUGCAAAGUUACUAGCUUAUUCAUUGUAUUUUUACGAGGCGCAAAGAAGUGGCAAGCUACCACCUGAUAAUAGAGUCUCAUGGAGACACGACUCUGCCUUGCAAGAUGGACAAGAUGUUGGACUCGAUCUAACUGGGGGAUAUUAUGAUGCAGGUGACUACUUAAAAUUCACCCUUCCGUUAUCUUGGGUCAUCACGUCUGUGUCCUGGGGCGUUUUGGAUUGGGGCCAAGGAUAUCAACUUUCGAAUCAAUCUCAAUAUGUUCAUGACAUGAUCAAGUGGGGAACAGAUUGGUUGAUAAAAGCACAUUCCAAUCAAAGUACAUUAUAUGUGAUGAUUGGAUUAGGUGAUGUGGAUAAUAAUUAUUGGGGCCCAGAUACCAACAUUCCGCUUCCACGUCCCUCGUUCAAUGUAAAUUCGUCAGCGCAUGGAACAGAUGUUGCUGGUGAGACAGCGGCCGCAUUUGCCGCGUCAUCUCUAGUAUUCCGAAAUUACUACAACGAAUCAUCUUACGCGGAUACCCUUCUUUCACAUGCAAUAAGAGUAUAUGAAUUUACUGAAUCAACUCCAUUUGUGCUAUACCAGAAUUCGGUCCCCCAAGUCAAGGACCUUUAUUCUUCAUCUAACUAUACGGAUGAGUUGGUGUGGGGCGCACUUUGGCUGCAUCGAGCAAUUAACAAUGGAACAGACUAUCUCACCAAGGCCAUUAAUUACUUCAAUGCUAAUUCUUUGGCCGGAAAGAAUGGUGUGGUAAAUUGGGACGACAAGACGGGAGCAGUUUAUAUAUUACUCGCGCAAUUGGUUCAACAGUCUGGUCAGGAUGCGACCAUCUGGAAGGCUGAAGCUGAAAGAUACUUGGAUGGAAUAGUAACACAAUCGACAGGAUGUUUUCUCACAAAAGGUGGUCUUCUAUGGUACGGUGGUGAUAGUGCGCCCGCAUCCUUAAACCCGGCGCUUAAUGCCGCAUACUUAUUGUUGAAUUAUGCCCCUUACGCUACUUCGUCCGACAAGGCUCAGAGAUAUAGGGACUUUGCCAUGUCGCAAAUUGACUAUUCGCUAGGAAAAAAUCCAAUGCGUACACCUUAUGUGAUUGGUGUUCAUCCCAAUUCUCCACAAAAUCCUCAUCACGCCGGCGCCAGCGGUGGAACUGAUGUCUCGAACUUGAACUAUCCGCCAAUUACUAAAUAUAUUUUGUAUGGAGCCCUUGUUGGCGGCCCCAAUAGUAAAGAUCAAUUCGAUGACGAUAGAACAGAUUAUUCCGAAACAGAGGUCGCAUUGGAUUACAAUGCACCCUUUCAAAAUUUGAUGGCAUAUCAAGUUAUAAACUCGCACAGCUAUCCUUAUUACGUCAGCGUUCCUCCUGGAAGACCAUCGAUAGCCAAAGGCCUUAGCACCGCCGUCAUCGUGAUUAUUGUGAUUAUCGCAGCUUUGUUAGUUGUCGUUAGUACUUUAUUGAUAUGGAAACGCAAAGAAAUUUCCAGCUGGUGGAAAAAUCUUCGAAACAAACAAUGA